AAUGGAGUGAAUAGGCGCCUGCGCACUAAAGCAACGCGAUAUGGCUCCUCCGGCUCGCCGUCGCCUCCCGUCGUGCUGUGCUCGGCGCAAUGGCGGCGCCGUCUUCAUCCUAUGACAUGUUUGAUGAGAUAGUGAUGGCUGAGGACAGGUUUCACGGGGAGGGCUACCAGGAGGGGUACGCUGAGGGAAGCCACGCUGGGGCUGCUGAAGGGCGGAGGUGCGGCUGUCUGCAUGGUGCCAGGGUUGGCUCUGAGAUUGGCAGCUACCUUGGAUUUGCACUGACCUGGCAGCAUCUGCUCCCAAAAUGUACAGAUGAUAAGAACAGUAAAAAGAUGAGGGCCCUGGAUUCAUUAAUAGGAAUGAUACAGAAGUUCCCAUAUGAAGACCCCACUUACGAAAAGCUUCAAGACGACCUGGAAAAAAUCAGAGGGAAAUUUAAACAGUGUAAAUGGGAAGAUCUCUAGCAGCCACUAAACACAUCCUCCAAAAUCCAGAGGAAACUUGGAAAGGAGUUGGUUGGAAGUGCUGUGUACAACCUGGGCCCCAGAAGCUACCCCUGUAGUGCAGGUGGUGCUUCCACAGCAGCAAAGCCCAUGUAGAGUUCAGAUGCUGCAUGUGUGCCUUAUUCCUGCUAUACUGCGAGCACCCAGUCUUUCUGCCAGCAGUUCUCUCUUCAAGUAAGAGUAUUCAUGAAAACUGUGGCUGGAAAUCCUUAGCAGUUUCUUAGUAUGGCUGUGCAGAUGCUAACAGGAUCACCAAUAAACUGGUUUUCUUCUUAGAUGUCUAAAGAAGCGACUUUUGCUUUGCUCCUUGAGUCUGAAGAGCAAAAUCAGAAGUCUAGCAAGCCUUGUGUUAUCAGUGCAAUCUAGUUAACAAAUAUGCAAUCUCUUAAUCAUUGUUUGAUCUUAAUAUUAUGGGUAACUCAAAAGCUAAAUGGAAAUCAUACGUUUGCCAUGCCACUGCAAUUACCGGUCAGUUACAUUGGUGGGAUCAUAAAAUCACCAUGUUGGUCUGGAAAAGAUACAUUUCUCAUUAAGUGACGUUGGUGGGAUUUCACUCAAAUGCCAUCAUUUGUAGCUUUAUUACCUUUGUCCUACUGUAGCUUUUCAGCGACACUACUAGGAAUCUUGUCAGAGCAUAUAAGCCGCCCGCCUGGGUCAUUCCUGUGUUUCAUUUCUGUAGCCCCAAGCUUCACUUUCUCCUCUAUCUGGAGUUUUCCAUCCUUUAAAAUGCCAAAUAUACUUCCACAUAAGUGGAUUUCCAGUUUCUGCAUUUAACAGACCCUGCUUAAUAAAGAAUGCGUGAUCUUAAUUUUCAUCAAAGAUACAAGUUUGGAACUGAAGAGGAUUUUUUGGAGAUCUUUUGGAGGUUUACUGUGUACGCUUCUCCAUCUGAUGUAAUAAAGUAUUUUUCCUUUUAAUGAGCAAGAGUGUAGCCUAGCUGAAUGUGCAUAUUUUUUACAGCCUAUAGUAAACUGUUUUUCUUGCUACAUUCUUGUCAUCCUGCCCUUUUCAAUGUGAAUAAUACAUUUGAAUUUAGUAGGCUGUAUUCAGAAAUGAUGCUUAAGAGAAAGAAGAUGUAAAUGGCAGAGCUGACACUCAGGGUUUAAGCCCACUAAAAUUGCGGAGUAUCUGUUUUUAAUAGUGCAAAACAUCAUAGAAAAGGCAUAAGCCACUUAACGCGUUCAACAGAAAGCAGGUUGAAAUUUCUCCUUCCCCCCCCCCCAGCAAAAAGCUGUUUGUUCCCAAAUCAGGAUCAUAACUAUGUCCUCACUCAAAACAUACAAGCGACUGCACUAGGACAGACCGAUUUUACACUAGACUGUGCUUAACAGACAUCAGCAGCUUUCACUGUAACCUCCUUUGCAGUAGUUACUGCAUAGAACCAGUUGUGAAGUUUAGUCAGCGUGAAACUCAUAAAGCAUGUACCAGACUUGUCAUCCAGGGAGACCUGACAUUUUACAUUAAUUGAUAUUUCCAAGGCAGUAAUUGCUAUCACGUUCUCCUCUCGUUCCCAAUAGUCAGUAUGUAGAUUAGAAAUGUGAUCAUUCUCCCCAAAGAACAAUCUGUUGCUGCUGUGUCCAGCUCUUCCGAUUGGUAGCACACGUCUUGUUUUUAGAAAGGCACCUUGGAGAAGGAACUGGCAAACAGGUUGUAAGUUUUUCUCACUUUGUUCUGCAAUCGUACCUCAUUACUGUUGUAUUCCUGUCCUUCUCAAGUCCAGUUCUUUUUCAUGUAUUUUAGCAGGCUUUUAAUUUUUUUUGUAUUAAUUCGUCAUUAUCUCAGUGAUACCAACACAGUAAAAAGCUCUGUAGAAGAUGGGGGAAGGCAGAGAUGGUUGAUUUUAACUCGGCUGCUUUUAAAACAAACCAUUUCUGUAAAUGCGUUGUUGGGCACAAAACCGUACACUGACCAACACUGACAAGCAUAACUGAGUGCUAGUCACCUGCCCACUUCUAACAACACCUGCUUUCCUAAAGCACUGAUAUAAAUGUUAGCGUUGCAAUUACUAAAGCCCAGCCAGAAUGAGAGUGGCGUGGCUUAUUUGUUAUGUGAUACAGUUACUACCAUUCUGCAUUUGUGAAAGUAAUAAAAUGACAAAACAAGCGGGCACUGGGUUUUACCAAUUUUAUUUCUAGACUUUAGUGUUGUUGUUUGUUGUUUUUCUUUUUUUUUUUUUUUUUUGCUGGAAACUUGUCUGUUACAGGUCUGUUGGUGAAAAUGUGCAUUUCAGACCAGUGAUGCCAAUAAGUACAAUAUAAAAAUGUACAAAUCUGAAUUGCUUGCUUACUACAGAUUGUUAUAACAACGUGACAAACAAAGCAUCUCUGUUGGCACAUGAACCCACGUAUCUGGAUUUGGCAUUUCAGUACACACAAUAUGGAAAGAAAUUUGCAGUACACACUGCCACUCAGUGUAACACAUAACAUAACCAACAACCACUAACUCAGUAAUCAUGUUUGGUUCAGAGACACAGAGAUGCCACAAACAGAAGUGUUUUAUGAGGUAAGCAGUAAGAAAUGUUCCUGAAAUUUGAACAGAAUGUAUCCAGUCCUCCUGGGUCCUGCGACUGCUAGUAGCAUUGCAAUGCUCUGUUUAUGCACUAUGUAGGGUCUUAACUGCAUUUGCCUCGAAAGAGUUCUAAUUCUGUUUUGGUUUAGCAGCAUACAGGCAACAGCUAGAUUAUUCUUCAGCAUACAACUCUGUUAGCUGGCUUGUUUAUGUGAUUUACAGGCUUUUUAAAUUAGCAUUAUGCUAUAAUUAACAAAAAAAAAUAAAAAUAAAAACAAAAACAAAAAACCAACCCUAAUAUAUCAUAACAGAUUAAACACACAAAAUACUUAAAGAGUUCCAGAAGAUAACCUAUCACACCAAGUGAUGCAUCCCAACUGACGGGAACCACAUCAGGUGGCAUACAAAAGUUAUAUUAUAAUGCACCUUUCAUAUAUCAAUGUGGCUAAUAACACAGCUUAGAACUACUAUGAUAAUAAACCCCAGAUCAGACAAAGAAUCCAGCUUUAUAAAAUGCCUAACAACAAAAAGCGGACAUUAUUCGAUCUUCUGAAAUGUCUGCUGUCUUUACAUCAAUGCAACCUAGUUGCAAAUCGCGAGACCCAUUCAGAAUAACGUUCGAUGCAUUUCCAUUUGCAGUAGAACUAUGAGGCACUGUGUAUGAACAUUAAAACCUGGUCUAGACAUGGUUAACUGAAGUAUGAGGUAUUGUGAAACAGGAACCUUUUUUGGAAUAGAGCAGUAAUCACAUUAAGUAAAAACUGAUCACAUAAAAAAAAAUCUACAAAAAAAAAAAAAAGAUGUCAAUAAUAUAAUUUUCUAUGAGAAAAUUAAACCCUAUAACAUGGCAGUAUAUGACAUUGUAUAACAAAAAAAAAAAAGAAAAAAAAAGAAAAAAAAAGAAAAAAUAAAAAGAAAAACCAAACUGAUCCACAAAAUAGCAGCAAAACACAAUGACAAAGAUACAGAAAAGCAAUGUUAAUUUUUUUUCUUUUUUUCUCAAACCAUGCUGGGAAUUUAUCCAUAGCAGCUCAAUAAAAAUGGAGCAUCCACUCCUUUUCUCUUUUUUUUUUUUUAUCUUUUUUUUCCUUUUUUCUUUUUUUUUUUUUUCUUUUUCUUUUUCUUUUUUCUUUUUUUUAAUGCGUUUGUUUCGUCUGAUUUUUACAAUCAACACCUUAGCGGCAGUUUCCUCACAUACAUUUCACCAUCACAUUCUCCUCGAGCAUCAACUUCAACAGCUAUGUCCACGUCCCUUCAGCUACUUCCUAAAAUAAUAAUAAAAAGAUACAUAGCCAAGAUGUGCAAAUUUUCUAUUUGUAGCUAAAUAAAAAAACAAAACAACAACCAUGGGGCAUAUACUGGAAUAAGAACUUCUUUCAAGUACUCCAAUUUUCAUAUCUAUUAACUAUGGCGUUUUUUUAUCGUGGUUAGCUUGCUAUUGAAAAUGUCUGAGGGGCCAAAUAGACUGCUUGGUUUUGGGUUUGUUCUCUGAAGCGUGUCCUUUUUCUUUCAUAAGCUGCGUUAAAACUGUGACAGCAAGGGUAGAACGAUUCUUUUUUUUUCUUAUUUCAGAAAGGGGCGAUUGCAUUACUUUACAAAUCAUACUGGCCUUACGAACAUCCUCUGCAAUAAAUAUUCUUUUUAGCCUUAACUAUAAAUUAUAUAUUUUAGUGUUUAAAAACCUUCAGUUGCAAAACAUCUAGAGACAGUCCUUAAAACUAUGCGUCCUAUACGUGAACCUUUAAGGCCCCUAAUUCAUAACCAUGUGUUGGCACCAAAGGAUUUCUAAACUUCAACUUUUCUAUAGAAAAGGAUAGGAAGAUAUCCUGGCAAUUUGUGAAUGCAAUUUCUCUCACUGGAACACAACCUUCGGAUAAAGAAAAAUCACCUUUCCUCUAACACCAUAGUUAAAUGCACUUGCUUUGCAAUUCUGAGUUUGCCAACAAGCACUUAAUAUAUUUCCAAACCAUUCCAUUAAAAAAAAAAAAAAAAAAAAAAAAACAACAAAAAAAACCCACCAAAAAAUAAAACAAAAACAAACAAAAAAACAAAACAAAACAAAAAAAACCAACAAAACAAUUCCCACACAAUAAAAGAAUGUAUUUCCUAUAUCUAAUGGACUGAAAGUGCUUUGAAUGGAAUGGUUUUAGAAUAUUACAAACAAACAAAAAAAAGACUAAGCUGUGGAUUGAACCUGACCAUAAUUAGGCUGAAUAUCUGUGGGGUCAGACCAGCAUUUUUACACAGGUAACUACAAAAAUAUGAAGAUUACAAAAAUAUAAUAUAUUAUGUCACUAUUUCGGUUUCUCUUUAUAAUAGAGUAUCGUAUGAGUAGUACAUUGGCCUUUCCCAACAACGCUAAGCUGGAACCCUACAAAUGCACAGGCAAUCCACAGGCACAAAAAAAAAAAAAAAAAAAA
Messenger RNA from Coturnix japonica (Japanese quail), 5431 nucleotides. It is a transcript of the gene LTO1, whose product is annotated as LTO1 maturation factor of ABCE1. Lineage: Eukaryota; Metazoa; Chordata; Aves; Galliformes; Phasianidae. The record is from RefSeq and is a predicted model, not a curated record.